CCUCUUGGGACCCCUCUCACGCUGAUGCGGAAACGCUUCUUCUUACGCCGGAGCAUCAUCUCACAACACUCGGAUUAACUUACAAAAUGGACGUAAAGUACCUACAACUUUCGCUCCUCGCCCUAGUGACUUUGUGUUUCACGUUUUUAUUUCAAAAGGCCAGUGCCAUUGAAUGCUUCGAGUGUAACUCGAGAGACCCUGACCCGAAUAUAGCUGACAAAUGUAAGAACUCCCCAGCAUCGCUGAUGUCCAUGCCACAGUAUUAUAAAAACUGCUCAGACGCCAGCGCAAGAUGUAGAAAGAUUCAGCAAGAGGUGGAUAAAGAUGAAAGAACUAUACGCCAGUGCGCCACAACUUUGAACAAUGUGGUAGGUUGUUUCAAGAGGACAGGGACCUACAAAAUCAAGAUGGAGUACUGCGAAUGUGAUGCAGACGGAUGCAAUUCCGCGCCACGCAUUUCGUUGUCCAUAGCAACAGCCUUCUCUUUAAUGAUGGGAGUUUUACUGUGUUAUUUUCUAUAGAUAAUAUUGACCUUGUCUUCUCUCCUUUUUCAUUAAUGUUGCAUCCAGCAGUUGUGUUAGAGAUAGCAUUAUUCACUUGAUUUGAACGUGUGUGCGUGCGAUGAACUAUAGUGCUACAUGUAUGUGUUAAAGCAAUGCAUUAUAUAACAACUUUAGACGGAUUGUGAUUUUGAUACUUUCAUUUUUUGUUUUCAUUUACUGUAAUAACACAAGUCUUCCAUGACCUUUUAUAAAAGGCUUUGUAGAAAGUCUGAUGCGUGUACUAUUGUUUGUAUUAUUUUUAUGCUCAUCAAAUGCAAUGUAGUAGGAGUACAAUUAUAUAAGCUCUUUGAAAAUACAGAAAAAAUGUAUUUUGUAACCAUUGUUAUUGCAAGAGAUUUCCUAACGUAUGAAGUCAAUCCUGACUGUAAGGAAUUGAGGAAAGACGUCAAUUAACAUGACCUUGACCUUUUUAAACAAAUAUUACGUAAAGGUGAAAUCGACAUCAUUGGUAGGAUCGUUUAACCUCUUUCCUCCAUCCUUCUACAACAUAUGGUUACUUUACAUAUCAUUUGAUGCCAAAGCUUGUAAAAUAUUUAUAAAUGUACCGAAAUAUUACCAAUUAUCUGUAACUUGUUGUGAUUUUCAUACGAUAAUGUGAAUGAUGAAAUAACUCUGUAAUACAAUGUAUAUAUUUCUCUUUUUUACCAUUAUCUGGUAGAUUCAUAUAACUGUUUCGUGUUUACUAUGCGAUGUCAAUCAAUUUUUCAAAUCACCAACAAUGUCUUUGAAAUAAACCGUUUAGUACCUGUGUAAAGUU
Magallana angulata is the source of this 1320-nucleotide messenger RNA. RefSeq lists its product as uncharacterized. Bases 87 to 521 code for a protein of 144 amino acids. Gene Ontology annotation, biological process: regulation of synaptic transmission, cholinergic; sleep; positive regulation of voltage-gated potassium channel activity. The transcript is spliced from 3 exons. NCBI's taxonomy places the organism in Eukaryota, Metazoa, Mollusca, Bivalvia, Ostreida, Ostreidae. The record is from RefSeq and is a predicted model, not a curated record.